AUGUAUCUGCUCACACGCAGCUGCGAAAACGGAGAAGUCAGUGAAACGCAGCAGCAGUUCCAACAGAGUGCAGCCUUCAGUAACGAUGCACUAAACCUGCCUCUUCAUUCCUACUCUCACAGCCCAAACAGAAAUGCCAACAACAACACCUCCGACAUGACUCAUUCUCCCCGGUUUUUAAUCGUUGCUGCUGAACUUGGCUCAGGAAAAGAAGCGGAUCGCGGGAGAGACGAAGGCUGGGCGCAGCAUCUGCACAGGACCAAGGAGUCAAGGCAGUACGCGGAGUCCUGGUCCCACAGUUUCGAGAUAGUCGAGGUCUACACUGGCCCAGCGGAGUGCGUACCAGGGCUACUGGUCGCGGGGCCAGCCGCCACAGGCUGGGUGUUGAGACCAGAAGUGGUUACCGCGGGGAGUGGGUCACGGGUUCAAGGUCGCUAUGGAAGGGACAGCCCAGAGCGCAGCCACCUGCUAGAUGCGAUGGGACGUGUGAUGGCUGAACACAGGAUGGCUAUGAGUCGAAACCACCAGGGAUGGUGGUCUCGUAGUCGAGGUCGUGCACAGGCCGAUGAUGAGGACAGCAUGGAUGCCACUGAUGUCACGCCAACUCCAGAUGUUGACAUCUCAUUGGAGAUGGAUGUGGUGGAGCCAGAAACGGAUGAUGAUUUUCCUGAGCCACUGGAUCUCAGCCCCAGAGAUGAGAGGCCUCUAUCCCCGCUCUUCCAGCGCUCUGUGUCUGAAGACUCUGCUGGCUCCUCUGCCUCCACCACCAGAAAAGCCAAAACUAGAGAAAAGCUCUGUGCCUUCUGCUACUGUGGAGAAAAGAGUCUCUUGGGUCAGGGUGAGUUGAAAUUGUUUGGACCCACGCCUGGUUACGUCCCUCUGCACAUCCAGAACCGCCGAGGCAGCUCUGAGAAGGACGACGAUUACCAUGAUGAUGACAAUGAUUUUGAUGACAAUGACAACAACCGCAGCCCAGGGCAUCGCGGAUGCGGCCUGAAAAAGGUCAGCUCUCCAGACAGCGGCCUGCACUCAACCUCUGCUCCUGGUAGUACGGACCCCGCUGCUGAGGAGCCCGGCCGGAAGUUCUGGGAUGAACUGGGCCAAAUUGGCCUUCCUGAUGACAUUAACGUUGCGUCUUUAUUUGAUCCCACUGGCCAGUGUUGUGCUCACCUGCGCUGUGCCGCCUGGUCAGAGGGUGUAUGCCGUGGGGAGGGACAGUCGCUGCUGUAUGUGGACAAAGCAAUUGACUCAGGGAGCACAGAGUGCUGUGCAUACUGUAAGCGCCUUGGAGCAUCCAUAAAGUGCUGUGAGGAGAGCUGUGGGCGAUCCUUUCAUUACCCCUGUGCAGCUGCUGCCGGAACCUUCCAGGACAUAAAGGCAUACACCCUCCUCUGCCCGGAUCACAUCCAACGAGCCCUUGUCAGAUCGAAAGAUGAGGUGAAAUGUCUGGUGUGUGACAGUUCCGGAGACUUGCUCGAUCAGCUCUUCUGCUGUACAUGUGGCCAGCAUUACCAUGGGGCCUGUCUGGACAUCACUGUCACCCCACUGAAGAGGGCCGGCUGGCAGUGCCCUGAGUGCAAAGUCUGCCUCGCAUGCAAGAACCCAGGGGAUGACAGCAAAAUGCUGGUGUGUGACAUGUGUGAUAAAGGCUAUCAUACCUACUGCCUGCAGCCUGUCAUGGACACAAUACCCACCAAUGGCUGGAGGUGCAAGAACUGCCGGACGUGUGCUCAAUGUGGCAUGAGGCCUAACGGCCAGUGGUCAUCUAAUGGUGUAAUGUGUGAAGGAUGUCAACAGCAGCAUGAUUCAGCACUGGUCUGCCUCAUCUGUGGGCAGAAUCAGGAUUCUGGCGGCCCUCUGGACAAACACUCAUGCUGCACUUGUAAGAGAUGGGUUCAUGUGGACUGUGAGAGGCGGGAGGGUGCUGACCCUGACACCCAGGUGCAAGAUGGGUACACCUGCAGAGUGUGUAAGCAGGUAGAGGAGGAGAGCAGGCACAAUCAGCCUGUCAGCAGCCAGGAGGCUUUGUUCACUGACCCAGAGCCAGCCGAGGAUGUCUUCAUGGCUGUUGAGGAAGUAAAUGAAGCUGAGGAGGAAGUGGCGUUAAAGCCAGAGGCCAGAACUAGUCCACUUCCUACUGUGCCAGAAAAGUUCCUGUCAUCUGCUGAACCUGCCCAGGAGAUCCAGGUUACUGUCACUCUGACAGAGGGUUCCGAGCCUCCUCCUUGCACCUCCACUUUAGUGGGUGUACCCUCCCUCUCCUUUCAGGCCACGUCCACUACUGAAGACCAUAACCCGGAGCACAGUCUUAUUGGUGCUUUGGAAAUGGGGAAGGAAACUGAGGAUAAGCUGCCUGAUAAUACAGAGGAUGAACCUGAAGCAGAUGUUUCAAAAGCUCUUCCUGCUUUGCCAACCAAAGAAACUUCCCCCAAACACUCUCAAGCACAAGAGGAAGAACCCAUGGAUGUCUGUCCCUCAGACGCCUCCAGUAAGAAGGAUAAAAGUAUGGCAGAUGUCCCUGAAACCCAGAGUGUUGUUGAGGAAAUUGAACAUGGACAGAAGGAAGACAAACAAGAGCACGAAGAGGAGAAGGGAGAAGAUCCUGAGGUCUCUUGUGUUUUACCUGAGCCUGAUAGUGUCCCACAGGUUGCAGAAUGCAGUCCUACUGUGGAAAUGGACACUACACCUGUCAGUGACCACAGUUUCUCCAGUUUCAGCUCUCCCAUUGAGGAUAAGAGCCUCGUCUUGAAGCAUUCCCCGGGACUGUCCUCUGAGGGCUCAACCAAGUUGACCCAGUCCCCAUUUUCCACUGAAGCCUCACCAAGAGAGAUGUCUCAAAGCCAGACACCAACCCAUGGCUUGAAUCUUUCUGGAUACAGCCCCAGUGUUUCUAACACCACCUUCUUCCCUCUUACACCCAAGAUAGGUAUGGGAAAGCCAGCCAUCUCGAAGAGGAAGUUCUCUCCAGGAAGGCCUAGGGUAAAGCAGGGUGCAUGGAGUAACCGUAGCGCAAUGAGUUCGCCCUCUUGGUCUCCAGAGCGCUCGGACGCCUGGGACAGCCCUAAGACCAGGCCGAUGCACGGGCUGCCCAUCUGGACCAUGAGAUUGGGUCGUGGAUCUGGCUUUCCUGGAAGGCGGCGACCCAGGGGAGCUAACCUGUCUGGGAGAGGUGGCAGAGGACGCUCCAGGCUAAAGACGGAGAGCAGCCCUGUGGUGACCCCUGGGGUGAGCUUAAUGGAUUCUCCUUAUGUGGUAAAAGAAGAGGAGGAGAACUCCAUGCACAACACUGUUGUUCUGUUCUCCACAUCGGACUCUUUCACACUUAAACAAGACAUGUGUGUGGUGUGUGGAAGCUUCGGUCAGGGUGCUGAGGGCAGACUGUUGGCCUGCUCCCAAUGUGGCCAGUGCUACCACCCCUUCUGUGUCAACAUUAAGAUCACAAAAGUGGUGUUGAGUAAAGGCUGGCGCUGUCUGGAGUGCACAGUGUGUGAGGCAUGUGGGCAGGCCACUGACCCCGGGCGCUUGCUUCUCUGUGAUGACUGUGACAUUAGCUACCACACAUACUGUCUGGACCCACCACUGCAGAAUGUACCCAAAGGCAGCUGGAAGUGCAAGUGGUGUGUAUUGUGUACGCAGUGUGGAGCCACAUCGCCUGGCCAGCGCUGUGAGUGGCAGAAUAACUAUACACAAUGCGGUCCGUGUGCGAGUCUCACGGUUUGUCCCGUGUGCACACACAGCUACAGAGAGGAAGAGCUCAUCCUACAGUGCCGGCAGUGUGACAGGUGGGUUCAUGCCUCAUGUCAGGGGCUGAACUCUGAUGAAGAGGUGGAGAGCGCAGCGGAUGAGGGCUUUGACUGCUCUCUAUGUAGAACACAUACCAUGUCCACACCUGGUGGCACAGUGGCAAAGCUCGUGGAAAUCAGUGAGCCUCCUGCAGUGGUACAGGUUCUUUCGAAAGUCAAGGAAAAUGAAUUCCAGCGGACCUACACUCAGGAUGGUGUGUGUCUUACUGAGUCAGGCUUGUGUCAGCUCCAGAGUUUAUGUGUCCAGACCGCUCGCCGCAGACGACCUAAACCCAAACUUAAGCUGAAGAUCAUCAAUCAGAACAGUGUGGCUGUGUUGCAGACACCCCCCGACCCCCAGACUGAGCUCUUCAGGGAUGGAGACAUGGAAGACGGUAGAGCAGAAGCGGAGAUGGUGGACGGCGAGGGCAAGUCAGACUCCAGCCCCGAGAGAGAGGUCACAGCAGAAGACGACUCGAAGGACACAGAUCCCUGCAAGAAGAGGAAGAGGAAGCCCUACCGCCCCGGAGGUGCAGAAGCGAUGGAAUGUGAGCCCAAGCUGGAAGCCCCUGGGAGCCCAGAUAGGGAUGGAGGAGUGGACAGAGAAACUGGGGCAGAUGGAGGUAUAGAGGGCAUGGCUGACUGUGAAACUCUCAAAGGAGGAGUAGAGGAGACUGAAGACGGGAAGAAGAGAAAGCGGAAACCAUAUAGACCAGGACCUCACCCUGACAUACCUCUUGAUGUCCCAGAGACAAAAACUGCAGAAGGAGAGGGUGAGCAAGCCAAGAAGCGCAGGGGCAGAAAGAAGAGCAAGUUGGAGGAUAUGUUUCCUGCAUACCUGCAGGAGGCUUUCUUUGGCAAAACAUUACUCGACCAGAGUAAGAGAGCUUUUCUUGCUCCUCCAACCCAAAGACAUACGCAGGGCGUUUUGAGACCUCCACUUCCUGGGCAGGGGGCCAGAAAUGCAGCCUCUGAACCAGUUGAGGCUGCAGUCAGGCCAACUGGGCUGCCCAUGGAACUAAAGCAAGAAGGCGAGGGAUCCAAGCCUCCAGGAGAUCGAGCAGAUCUCCCUCAGGGACUAGAAGGCCAGGACUCUCAGCAGUUUUUUCGCAAGGUACUAGGACCCACAGAGGGAAACGCCACAAGUGGGCCUCUGCAGCCUAGCAUUAAGCCUGUUCGAGAGGGUCUCUCCCAGUCCCCUUUUUUUGACAUUCGGGAUCGAGGUGGUCUUUUCAGUCCAGACCAGGAUGAGGAAAGCCCAUGGGCAACACCAUCUGCUCCAGCCACCCCUUCAACUCCUCCAACUCCUACUGAACCGGAAGGUGAUGGCCUCUCCUACAACCAGCGCAGUCUGCAGCGUUGGGAGAAGGAUGAGGAAUUGGGAAAUCUAUCUACCAUCUCUCCUGUACUAUAUGCUAACAUGAACUUCCCUAGUCUCAAACAAGACUACCCUGACUGGGCCAGUCGAUGCAAACAAAUAAUGAAGAUUUGGAGGAAGGUAUCAGCAGCAGACAAGGUUCCUUAUCUGCAAAAGGCCAAAGAUAAUAGGGCUGCUCAGAGAAUAAAUAAGGCACAGAAGCAGGCAGAGAGUCAAGUAUGUCGGCCUAUUAAAACUGAGCCUGGCCGUAUUAAAGGAGAGCGCCCUAAUCUGCACCUCCAAAUUCCCCCACCCUCAGGCUCCGUAUCCACACCCUCCCAGCCGAGCUCUGCAGAGAGUCCCUACCCCCUUGCCCCUGACUCUGCAUCUUCAGCCUUUUUUCCUGAUGGACCCCUCAAGACCCCUUGCUCAGCUGAUGUUCAGACAGACCCAUUUUCUAAACUUCCCUCUCAGUCUCCGCACCUUCAGUCUCAGCCAUCCACACCAUACUCACAGCCUUCUUCCAGCCCCUUGCAGGCCUCUUCCUCAGGAUAUCCUAUGCCUGGCCCACAGGGUGCUACUCAGGGACGGCCAGCCAACUUUGGCUCCCUUGACAUGCAACCAGGGACUCCUCGCAGGGCCCAACAGGUUGACCCAUUUUUUAAAUCACAACAGCAAAUCCCCAAACCGCAGCAGCUCUCUCAGGAGGCCUUAGGUCCACCUGAGAGUCCUAGAUCUAGGCCUGGUGGGCCUGGAGACUCACAGAUGUUCUCACCGCCUCAUACAGCCCUUUGUGGAGACCCUUACCGUGGGCAGCAUGGAGCUAGCCGGCAAGAUCAUGCUUCAUCUCCAUCACCUUCUGCGAUAGCUUCUUCACCUGCUGCAGUGGGUCAAAAUAGGGCAGAAAUUAAUGCCCCAUCUCCACGUUCUUCAUUUGGCAGACAAGACCUAAGCUCUGGUUCUCCUGCUAGUUUGGACUGUGGAGAUGGGCUAUUUAAAGCUCCCAUGACACCUCGUAUGCAUCAGGGGGAUGCAGGCGGAUUAUCUGUUUCACACCCUCCAGGUGCCUCUCCAAAUCAUCCUCCUGAGAGCUACCGCCAAUCUCCCUCUACGUUCUCUGACCCUUACGCCCAGCCUCCUCUCACACCGCGACCUCAAUCGGGACUGCAUGAGUACCAUGACCAGACUCAGUCCUCGAACAGACUGGAGACGUCUACAAUGUGCACUUCUUUUAUUUUGGUGGAGGAAUCUCUGUCUAAAGGCCAGAGCUAA
Puntigrus tetrazona (Sumatra barb) is the source of this 6411-nucleotide messenger RNA. RefSeq names its product histone-lysine N-methyltransferase 2C-like. The record is from RefSeq and is a predicted model, not a curated record. The coding region runs from base 1 to 6411 and encodes 2136 amino acids. Gene Ontology annotation, biological process: positive regulation of transcription by RNA polymerase II. Gene Ontology annotation, molecular function: histone binding; histone H3K4 methyltransferase activity; transcription coactivator activity. The transcript is spliced from 34 exons. Gene Ontology annotation, cellular component: MLL3/4 complex. NCBI's taxonomy places the organism in Eukaryota, Metazoa, Chordata, Actinopteri, Cypriniformes, Cyprinidae.